Messenger RNA from Seminavis robusta, 3085 nucleotides. Lineage: Eukaryota; Bacillariophyta; Bacillariophyceae; Naviculales; Naviculaceae. The record is from the annotation of a GenBank genome assembly.
GGAGAGGGUUAAACGAAAACACAUCAUCACCUUACACAAACUCGGCGACGAUGACGAUGAUCUCAUCCUCUACCGAUUCGUGGCUUUGGUACAGUAGCAGCAAUACAGUAGUUCUCUUCCUGUGCACUCAAGCUUCUUGAAGGAGCGUGGAGCAGGCUGUCGGAGCUCCUGUCCUUGGCAUUUGGCAUUGCUGUGAGCAAGCAGGACGCAAGUCCAUUCGCAAGGACGAAAGGAUUGAAUGCACGGAAUCGAAUCCAUCAAUCCGCAAGUCCCUACAGACAUGAGAGAAAGCCACAACAGCAAUCAUGUUCGUCACGACACAACCAAUCGAGGGGUUUCAGAGGAGGACGAGUUUUUCCAACAUGCCAUGAUGGCCUCCAUGGCGUUGGCGCGUCGAGCAGGAGGUGGUCUACAGCCCAUCCAUCAUCAUCAGUGGAAUGAUCAGCAGUAUUACUACUAUCAUUACUAUCCCGACGACGAAACCAAAUUUAUCGGCAUUAUUCCGUGGACCUUUCGGAUCAUCAAACUAUGCGCUUUUGGUCUCCUGCUCCUCUUCUCUUCGGCCACGUGCUAUGGUGUCUUUUAUUGGGCCGUCAUGCCCGGCAAUUACGCUUCGAGACCCUUGUUCUUUGAUUACACGGGAACGGCACCCUAUCCUCAUCUCAAUGUCACCUUUAGCACAACACCCUCUUCAACCAAGCAAGAACAACAACAUACAACGUUGCAAACCUCCUGUAGUCCUCCGUCAGUUGUAGACGCCGACUCAUGCAGCACUGCUACAGCUUCCACAACAACAAUCUACUACUCGUAUGCCCCAUGGGCCACGGUCGAUUUGUUUGUUCGGGAACAAGCCGUCGUGUGGGGCGUGGAAACCCUCCACGAAGAAGCCUUGCCGCCCCCCGAAACCACACAUCGCAUCCUCCAACCCGGUCAACCCUACUACGUCGAAUUGCACUUGACAUUGCCCGAAACACAACUCAAUCGCAAUGUCGGCAUGUUUGGAGUGGGCGUCGAUCUCUUGUCGGAUGACACGAAUGGGACCACGUUGCGAUUGGCGUCGUCGGUACGACCCGCUCGAUUGCCGCAUGAAAGUGGCUGGGUUGCCGUGGCGCGCAAAUUGGUGUGGUUGCUGCCAAUCAUUUUUGGCGGUGUUCCAGAGAGUCGGAGCAUUGUCAUUCCCUCCUUUCGGCAUAUUGUCGAAAGUCAAAACUAUCCAUUGCGUCAUGUAGUAGUUCGGCUGGUCAGUCAGCCGCAGGCAUCCAAACCCUAUUCUGUGGCAACCACAACAACAACAACAAUCAACGACCAAUCGGCCACACCAACAACAAGGCCAAUAGAAGUCAUUCGAGGAGAAGUAAGGAUUGGCAAAGAACUCAAUGCCUUUCAGGAGGUACUCAAGGAAUGGUUCUACACAUGGUAUUUCGUGGGUACCAUGAUGUUCUUUAGUUUGCACACGGCAAUCUAUGGUCUCGUUCAGUACUACUGGAAUCAGGCCGAAGAGGACUACGGUUGUUAUGAUGGAGAUGAUCAACCGUACUAUGAUCCGUCAUUGGAUGAUGAUUUCAAUAAUGAAGACAACAACCAUCGUGAUGAUGACUUUGAUAGUAUACAUGAAAGAGACGACAAUGGCAGCGAUAUGGAUAGUGGCAGUAUCGACCAUGCAGAAGGCGGUCGUUCGGAACAAAACGACAAUGGUCCUCCAGGGUGGGGUGACGAGGACGACAAUUCGGACGAUUGGGAGGAAUGCCCGCCUGAAAAUGCAACCGCGCAGUCACCUCCGGUGGAUGUCACCAUUAAUGCACGUGACAUUCCAAGAGACCCGCCUUCCACAAGGAGACGUCAAAGGAGAACAGCAGCUAGUAAUAGGGGCCAACGGCAGCCAGAUAGAAGCUCUACAAUGCCACCACGCGGCAACAUUGGGACCAUUCCAAAUGACACAGCCACCCAUCCGCGGCAAUCGUCCUUCGACAACAGCAAUCUCCAGCCAAAUCAGCCUCCAACACGACGUGAAAGAAAACAAUCCGCUCGUGGAGACCAGCAAUCGACAACCCACCCGAUGCCUCCGGAAACCUUGGUUGCUCCAAGUGACUUUUCAAUUCCACAAUCAGCCCUCCAACAUCCUCCGCCACGAAACGGAGAAACAGUGAUUGGCCGGAAUGAGCGGAACAGGAAUCUUGGUACAUGGGUAGAUUCGGCUUUGGAAGCCGCCAAUGUACAAGGUAUGCCUCCAGCAAUAACUCGGGAAGAACCGAAUGAGGACGCAGAGGUUUUCUUUGACUGCUGGGAAGAAGAAGAUGUUCCAAUAGAUGAAGGUGGUGAAUCUGGUAGCAACGAAGGCUGCGAAGAAGAGCAUCUUCCGAUUGACGACGAUUGUGAAUCUUCUAGCGAUGCGAGUGUGAGUGCGAGUUUGAGUGCGAGUUUCGACCACAAUGGAUGUACUCCUACAGUUGAGCAAGUUGAGACUCCCUCUGAGCCUUGCCGAAUUGUUCCACCUACCGGUACACGUACAGCUUCGUACAGUACAGUUGUCCCUGUUGUAGCCCCACCUGUCCAUUCAGAUUCUCCAGGUGAAAGAAGCACAAUUCGCCAGCCUUCAUGUGAGACGAGCAGUGCUGCAGAGUUGCAGAAGGGCGGCGAGGAUGCCUGUGCCUGGCGAGGAGCACAAGCCCGUAGUGAUUCUCGUGGACCAUCGCCAGAUGCAUGUCCCGCAGGAGUACCGCAAAGUCAGCAAGACGCAUGCCUGCCAGAAAAGUCGGCACCAACACACACGAGCCUCGGUGGUGUUCCACUCGACAAGGUCCCUACCACGGCAGAAUCUACCAAAGACACGAACAACAACCAACAGCUUCCAGGUGAGGUCAGCAGUUCUGCCGUCACUGUUGCCAAAGAUGACGCAAGUAUUCCCAAAGAAGCAGAAGUUGACGUUUGUGCACAACAAGACAGCAACAGAGGAGACGGGAAGCAGCAAUCCGUAGUGAAACCUGAGCAAGUAGAGGGGACUCUUUGUGAUGCUGUUUUCCGUGUUCCCGAGGCCCAAAUUCUGGAUAGCUUCCUUGCGGAUCUGAUCAGCCCCUUUGUUAGAUGA